AGCCUCUCUCUCUCUCACCUCUCCUUCCUUAUAAGGUCAGGCCCCGCCCCCCUUGGUGAUGUCAUCAGCGUGGAGGAAGACCCGUGGGGUUUUUGGGUUUUGGCGUCCAGUCCUGUGGGGCCGCAGGGCUGAGAGUUUCUCCUCCGCUUCUCAUCCCUCCAUCCUCUCUCCUCCUCUCUCUGCCUCUCUUCUCCUCUUUGGGGAAAAGAAAAAAAAGACUCUUUGCAUCUCGCUUUCGAUUCUCCGUCCGGACUCUGUUUCCUCUGAGGAUUUUAUUUUUCCUCCUCCUCCUUCUUUGUCGCUGGAAAAAGAGAAUUUCUAAGAAAAUAAUAAAACCAAAAAGAAAAAUGGGAUUUUUUGGUCUUUGAGUAAAAAGUUGAAUUGAACUGAAACCAGAGGAAAUUCAGUAGACGUUUAAAACCAUCGCAUCCUUUUCUUCUUCUUCUUCCUGAACGAAUCUUUUCUUUUCCUCUUUUUUAACGGCUCCUUUCAGACUUUGUUGCUACGUUGGUGAAGACGAUGUGGAACAAGCUGAAGGUCGACCAGGUCUUUUAGUUUUCAGCCCGUAGCCUCUUCUUCUUCUUCUUUUCGGUCUUGUUCUUGUGUUUUUGUCCCGGGGUGGUGCGGUGGUCCAACCUCGGUCCUGACAUGUUUGGGAUCCAGGACAACCUGCCCCGCGGGGCCACGGCCAACAUGAAGGAGGAGCCGCUGGCCGUUCGCUCCUGGAUGCACUCGACCGGCGUGGUGGACGCCAACACAGCCGCUCAAAGUGGGGUGGGCUUAGCCCGGGCUCACUUUGAGAAGCAGCCUCCGUCCAACCUGAGGAAGUCCAACUUCUUCCACUUUGUGUUGGCGCUGUACGACCGCCAGGGUCAGCCGGUGGAGAUCGAACGCACCGCCUACGUUGACUUUGUGGAGAAAGAGAAGGAGCCGAGUGGAGAGAAAACUAACAACGGCAUUCACUACAAACUGCAGCUGCUCUACAGUAACGGUGUGAGAACGGAACAGGACCUGUACGUCAGGCUGAUCGACUCCAUGACCAAACAGGCCAUCAUCUACGAGGGUCAGGACAAGAACCCAGAGAUGUGUCGAGUUCUACUGACGCAUGAGAUCAUGUGCAGCCGCUGCUGUGAUAAGAAGAGUUGUGGAAACAGAAACGAGACUCCGUCAGACCCCGUCAUCAUUGACAGGUUCUUCCUCAAGUUCUUCCUCAAGUGUAACCAGAACUGUCUGAAGAAUGCAGGGAACCCCAGAGACAUGAGGAGGUUCCAGGUGGUAGUGUCAACAACAGUCAACGUGGACGGACACGUCCUCGCUGUCUCAGACAACAUGUUUGUCCACAACAACUCCAAGCAUGGACGACGAGCUCGGAGAUUGGACCCUUCUGAAGCAGCCACUCCCUGUAUUAAAGCCAUCAGUCCCAGUGAGGGCUGGACUACUGGUGGAGCCACUGUCAUCCUGAUUGGGGACAACUUCUUUGACGGACUCCAAGUCGUCUUCGGCACCAUGCUGGUGUGGAGUGAGCUGAUAACUCCUCAUGCCAUCCGGGUCCAGACUCCUCCCCGUCAUAUCCCCGGGGUCGUGGAGGUGACGCUGUCCUACAAGUCCAAACAGUUCUGUAAGGGAGCGCCGGGACGCUUCGUCUACACCGCGCUAAACGAGCCAACCAUUGACUACGGCUUCCAGAGGUUACAGAAGGUCAUUCCUCGUCACCCGGGGGACCCAGAGCGACUGCCCAAGGAGGUUCUGUUGAAGAGAGCAGCUGAUCUGGUCGAAGCUCUUUAUGGGAUGCCUCAUAACAACCAGGAGAUCAUCCUGAAGCGAGCGGCGGACAUUGCUGAAGCCCUCUACAGCGUUCCGAGAAACCACAACCAAAUCUCGUCUCUAGGCAACAGUGCGUCCCACGGCAUGAUGGGAGUGAACUCCUUCAGUGGACAGCUGGCCGUCAACGUCUCCGAGACGACGCAAGUGGGCUACAGUCGUAACACCAGCAGCGUGUCGCCACGGGGAUAUGCACCAAGCUCCACCCCCCAACAGAGCAACUAUGGAAACACCGUUAGCAACAGCAUGAAUGGAUAUGGCAACAGUACCAUGAGCAACCUGGGAGUAGCAACAUCACCGGGUUUCCUCAAUGGAUCAUCAACCAACAACUAUGGCAGUAAGUACCAAGUGGUCCCGUCCAGUCCAACGAUGGCUGUGUCCAACUGUAAUUCAUCCCAUGGAGUUUUUUCUUUCUCUGCUGCUGUUAAGCAGAAGAGUGCAUUUGCUCCGGUCGUCCGUCCUCAAGCUUCACCUCCUCCUCCUCCUCCUCCUCCUCCUCCUCCUCCCAACUGCUCCAACAGCAACGGGCUGCAAGCCAUGUCUGGACUGGUCGUUCCUCCCAUGUAGAAAUCCUUCCUCCUCUUCCUCACCUCCACCCCUCCACCCCUCCACCACUCACCUCAGAGGAGGAGGAGUCGCUGGACUCGGGGGGCGGGGCUUCGAACAACAGCCAACCAGGACCAAGUGUUGAUUCAGAUCUGAACUCUCAUUGGACGGAGCGUCUGGUCCUUUAGUCUCUUUGUGAUUCCUCUAAUGUUUUAUUCUGUUUCUUUCUCCUCUGUUCAUAUUCACCUCCUCUGAUUGGUUCCUUCAUCACGGCCAUUAGGACCAACAGAGACGACCUGGUCUCAAACUACUCACACUGAAAUAACUGUUCAGGUAAAAUACAAGAAUUAAAUUAAUCAACAGUUCAAACCUCAGUAUGCAGCUGGAUUUUAUAUAUUACUUUAUAAUUAUGUCCUGUUUCAACAUCUAAUCUCUCAGAAUCCAACUCAGUCAGGAAUGAGACAGAAACUGAUCAAAAGCCACUUCUGGCAACUUGAAGGAGGAAGCUUCUACUUGGUUUCAGGCUGAGAAGAAAUGCAUUAUUUUAUUUCGUCCUCUUAAAAUAGAACAGAUGGGAAGCUUCCUUCUGAUUGGCUACUGAACUAAAAUCACUCGAAUACAUAAAAUCCAGAAUCCAGAGUUGUGUCUCCUGGAUUCAGUUUCAUUCGUUAACCUCAUUUUUCAUUUUAAUGAACUCAGACUUCUGAAAACACUGAGAAACGAUCUACUGCUCCCAAGAAAAACAAAAAUUGUGUUUUGCCCAUACAAAGCCCGCCCUGUCUUCAUUUAGCUCCGCCCCAUUACUGUGUUUGUUUGGUUUUAUUCACUGUAAAAACAAAUCCAGCAUCCUGAUUCGCUAAUGUGACUGUGUCCCCUUGUACAGAGUUGUCUUUUUAGUGCUUGCACCUUUCACUUCCCCACCCCCAGCACCUGAGACCAAUCUCCACCCCAGCACCUGAGGACAAGCCCCACCUCUAGCUCCUGAGACCUAGCCCUGCCCCCAGAUCCCAGCACCU
Messenger RNA from Mugil cephalus (flathead mullet), 3383 nucleotides. RefSeq names its product EBF transcription factor 3a (gene ebf3a). The transcript is spliced from 16 exons. The record is from RefSeq and is a predicted model, not a curated record. Gene Ontology annotation, molecular function: DNA-binding transcription factor activity, RNA polymerase II-specific; RNA polymerase II cis-regulatory region sequence-specific DNA binding. NCBI's taxonomy places the organism in Eukaryota, Metazoa, Chordata, Actinopteri, Mugiliformes, Mugilidae. Gene Ontology annotation, biological process: regulation of transcription by RNA polymerase II. The coding region runs from base 649 to 2388 and encodes 579 amino acids.